Messenger RNA from Lactuca sativa (garden lettuce), 1371 nucleotides. RefSeq lists its product as uncharacterized. The record is from RefSeq and is a predicted model, not a curated record. NCBI's taxonomy places the organism in Eukaryota, Viridiplantae, Streptophyta, Magnoliopsida, Asterales, Asteraceae.
AUGUCGAGUCAAGACAACAAUGGUCUUCCUAAUUCUUUUGGAUAUGUUUUUCCUCUACUUUUUAAAGAUCACCUUCCACAUUCUGAUCAAGGUGAAAUUAUGUUCCUUUCUUCUAGCAAUGAUGGAACUGGAUGUCAUGCUUCUCCAAUUCUACCUCAUCAUCCUCCUCCAGUGACUCUCCUCAUGUCCCAAGUUGAAAGAUAUGAAACUACUCAAUCCUUAUUGGCAUGCAAGCAUCAAGAUGGAAAUCCUAUAUCUAAAGACGGAUUUCAAUCGAUGAUGCAUCUUCAUCCGGGAUUGCUUCCAAUGAAAUUCCUCAAUCUAGCUCUAUUCCAUCAGUGCCGAGGACCUUGUCAACCACGUGAUCAUACAUUUCCAACAAAAAAGAUAGGAGGUAGGACAAGGCGUUUCAAUCUGGCUUGGUUUGAUCAUCGUCAAUAUAGUAAAUGGUUGGAGUAUAGUAGAAAAACAAAUGAAGCCUUUUGUUUGUGUUGUUACUUCAUUAAAGAUGUGACAAGUAAAAGUGGCGGCGGUGAUGCUUUUGUAACAGAAGGUUUUAGCUGUUGGAAUAAACCGGAAAGACUUAAAACUCAUGAAUGCAAUUUCACUAGUUCCCAUUCCAUAGCACUUAAAAAAUGUGAAGAUUUGAUGAGACAAAAUCAAUCUAUUGCCACUGCUCUUCAUAAACAAUAUGAUGCUAUAAGGAAUGAACAUCGAAUCCGAUUAAAUGCUUCCAUUGAUACUUCUAGAUGUUUAUUAAAUUGUGCAUUGCCUUUUCGUGGUCACGAUGAGUCUGAAAUGUCUCUUUUUAGAGGAAAUUUUUUAGAAGUAUUGAAUUUGGUUCGGGAUCAAAAGGAGAGUGUAUGGAAAGUUAUGUUACAAAAUGCUCCGAGGAACAAUCAAAUGGUGGCUCCAUGUAUUCAAAAAGACAAUGCUCGUUGUUUUGCACAAGAAGUACUUAAAUCAAUUUUUGAAGAAAUUGGUGAUGACGUUUUUGCUUUAUUAGUUGACAAGUCCAGCAAUAUAUCUAAAAAUGAGCAAAUGGCAGUGGUUUUACGAUAUGUUACAUGUGGGAUUGUUAAAGAACGGUUUAUUGGUCUUGUUCAUGUGAAUGAUACAUCUGCAUUGUCUAUAAAAUCUGCUAUUGACUCUUUAUUUUCUGAAUAUGGAUUGAGUUUGACGAAGAUCAAGGGUCAAGGGUAUGAUGGAGCAAGUAAUAUGAGUGGAAACUUUAAUGGUUUAAAAUCUUUAAUAAUGGGAGAAAAUACGUCUGCAUAUUAUGUUUAUUGCUUUGCUCACCAACUUCAGCUAGUCAUUGCAAAAAAAAACAUCACGAUGUUGGAGUCUUUUUUGAUAUGGUAUCUGUUCUAA